AUGGCCAAGAUAAACUGUUACAGUCAACUCAUUGUAAAAGACUUGAAUGAAGCCUACUUUUUGCCAUAUACUAUUUCUUCCUAUCACGAAGACGCCAAGUUCCAUAACGACAAGAAAUACUUGGUUUUUGACCGUCGAAGAGAAAUGAAAACCGUAGACACGUUACCACCCAAAAGACAUCUCGCAACAAUAGGUAAUGCAAUCGUAAGUUUGGUAGACAUAAAACCUGACAGUCUCCAAUUAGAUCACUGGAACAAGUGGCUGUCGGUUUUCGCAGCUGCAGAGGUGAAAUCCAUCGAAGAAGGUUUUGCGGACGAUAUUCCAGUUGUGAGCACCGGACCGUUGCAGUGUCUACCAGCAAAGAAGCAUGCCAUUGAUCCUGAACUGCAUGCAGAGUUGCUUUGCAAAAGCACAAUCCCGCUAAUUGGAGUUCCAACUCCUCGACUCAUGGAAGAGGGCAACAUUUCCUUCCCAUGCAUGCUCAAAGUGGAUCAAUCGAGCGCUGGAAACGGAAACUAUCUAGUUCACAAUUCACAAGAGCUAAAAGAAGUCGUGGCAGAGAUUAGGGACAAGUGCUUUUGGACGGGAAAGUACAUCUUGCAAGAGUACAUACCAGACGCUGUAACUAUGGGAUACUAUUUUUACGUGUUUAAGUCAGGAGAUAUUCAUUGGUUAGGCAGCUUGACCGGGACAAUUUCAAAGGAUUUCAAAUGGGUUGCAGGAAUGGGUGAUUGGCACAAGCAGGAGGAGUUAAAAAAAGCGGUUUACGAGGAAUUCAUUUUGCCGGUGAAAAACUUCCUCCAUACUUCUGGGUACUUUGGAAUAGUCAAUAUUGAGAUUCUGGAGAAGGAAGGAAGACGCUACAUGGUAGAUCUUAACUGCCGGCUCCCAUCGGUACUGCCGCAGUUGUUCAUAGCACCCUAUAUGGCAAAGCUUGGCUUGCCCAGGUCCUUGAUGUCGAAGGGCAAAAUUCUGCCAUGCACAAGAACAGAACUGUUUGCGAUGGCAGAAGAAAUCAAUAAAAAAGGUCCCGGAAAGGUUAUCGUACUGGCUGCAGCGGGCCUUGAUGGAGUUUUUAAAGCCGACCUCGGUUUUUUUGCUGAAACUAUGUCUGGCAUUGAAGCACUGAUUAACAUAUUGGAUCUCGACAAUAAGAGCAUCACAAGUUAA
Porites evermanni is the source of this 1170-nucleotide messenger RNA. The record is from the annotation of a GenBank genome assembly. NCBI's taxonomy places the organism in Eukaryota, Metazoa, Cnidaria, Anthozoa, Scleractinia, Poritidae.